This is a messenger RNA of Scophthalmus maximus (turbot), 5049 nucleotides long. RefSeq names its product eosinophil peroxidase (gene epx). NCBI's taxonomy places the organism in Eukaryota, Metazoa, Chordata, Actinopteri, Pleuronectiformes, Scophthalmidae. Gene Ontology annotation, molecular function: calcium ion binding; peroxidase activity; heme binding. The coding region runs from base 879 to 3533 and encodes 884 amino acids. The transcript has 17 exons. Gene Ontology annotation, biological process: response to oxidative stress. The record is from RefSeq and is a predicted model, not a curated record.
CUACAGUUCAGAUCUUGGACGUCAACAGUGGAAGAUGGGUGAUGUGGGUGAGCAGAGAUAAUAUUAAUACCAACCUAAUGAAAUGGGGCAGAUGACUCACUCGAUGGUAUCACACACCUGCAGCAUCAAAGGGAAGAAAGCGGCCAGAGGGAAGUCCUGUCGCUUCACAUCGAGAGUGUUAAGGACUCAUACACUGGAGACAGAUUCAACUGGGACUUUUCUGUCUGAUCUCAUUUCUUACUUUUAAUCUAAUUCCAAAUUCCUCAUCAUUUCCCAGAAUCCCUGUGUCCUCGGCCCCAAUCUGAGCAAAUCAGAUUGAACUGGUGAGCCAAAAGAAGACACAGACACACUUGUAAUAGAAAUGUUCUCAGAAUACUGGACUUUAACGUGUUAUUGUAAAAUUAUAUUUAGAUAUUCCAAAAUGGUACCCGCACGCUGCUUGGACAUCCAAUAUUUCAACAGAAUCUGAUUGUUGUCCACUAAAGCAUUCCCUGUGCUCUUUAAUUUAUUUGAAAUGAUCCAAAUAUGACGGAAGGUUUUCAUCAUGGGCAGGAGGAGAGGAAUAUAUUUGAUUUGAAAGGUUAUUAGGUCGAGGCAGUGAGUCCAGUGUUUGAUGUUGCCUCCCUGUCACCAGAAGGACAGAUAAGGGGAUUCUGCACAUACCUGUUGGCCCUGCUGCCAGUGCAUAAAUGGUAACCUCCACGCUCGGAGGCAAACUCACACUGACACAAACACACACACACACACACACACACACCCCUGUUGGCUCUUAAGAUGAGCCCCGGUCAGCGCAGCAGUGAGAUACUAUGAGCGUGCUCAGAUGUGUACACCUGAGGUAAAUUCUUUCUGCACAGAUUGAAUCGCUUCUAGUGCUCUAGAUGGACAGAACAUUCAUGGUGUCCCUGUCUCUGCUUGGACUGGCUCUUGUCCUUCUCUCCUUCCCUGAGCGUGCUUCACUGAACAGAGCAUUCGGAAACACCACAGGAACUGUGUACCUGGGGUCAGCGUUCGUGAAGGAGGCUCUUCAGAGGGCGAUUCAGCUCACUGAUGCUGCUUACGCUCGCACAAGUGAAAGGGGGAAGAAGUCCCUGUCUGAGGACACCCUGAGACCCAGUGACCUGCUCGCUCAGUUCAAACACACUGAAGCCAGAACCAGGACUCACAUCAGGGCUGCGGAACUGCUGGACAACACAGUGGAGCUGAUCAGGGAGAUGGUCUACACUCACACUAUGGUGCAGCCCAACUCUCAUGAGCUGCUGAGUGAAGGAGAUGUGGACAAUCUCCUGCAGGUGACGGGCUGCUCCGCUGAGCUGCAGAGACCCAGCUGUCAGAGCGACUGUCUGUCUGAGCGCUACAGAUCCGUCACAGGAGAGUGCAACAACAGACAGCACCCCAGAUGGGGCGCUGCAAACAUCCCUUAUUCCCGUUGGCUGUCUCCUGAGUAUGAGGACAUGUGGGGGAUGCCCCGAGGCUGGGACCCGGAGCACACCUACCACAACGUCAGCCUGCCUCCAGUGCGGCUGGUUUCCUACGAGGUGCUGUUCACGCACAACGACAACAUCUCUCUGGACUCCACCCUGUCUCACCUGCUGGUGGAGUGGGGCCAGUGGAUCGACCACGACGUGGUGCUGACGCCUCAGAGCCCCAGUACAGCUGCUUUCAGGACCGGAGCCGACUGCACUCACACCUGCAGCCGGGACACGCCCUGCUUCCCCAUACAGAUCCCUCCGUCAGAUCGCCGUAGUGGUGUCCAGAGGUGCAUGCCUUUCUUCCGAUCUGCUCCCAGCUGUGGCGCAGGAGACCGACCCCAACGCCACAGGGAGCAGCUCAACGCCAUCACCUCCUUUGUAGACGCCAGCAUGGUGUACGGCAGCUCCGCCGGUGUGGCAUCCGCUCUGAGAAACCGCUCCUCUCCUCUGGGUUUAAUGGCCCUCAACUCCCAGCACUCAGACCAGGGGCUGCCCUUCAUGCCCUACCUGCCUCGACAGCAGGCGCGCCUGGACCCCUGCGGCCCUCGAAACUCCUCCACCUCGGGGGCAUCGGACAGAUCCCCGCACCGGGAGAACGCCACGUCCUGUUUUCAAGCAGGUGAUUCGAGAGCCAACGAGCAUCUGGGAAUGAUCGCGCUGCACACGCUCUUUCUGAGAGAGCACAACCGGCUGGUCGAAGAGCUGCACAUGCUCAACCCCCACUGGAGCCCGGACACUCUCUACCAGGAGGCCCGCAAGAUCAUGGGAGCCAUUCAUCAGAUCCUAACUUGGGAGCACUACCUGCCGCAGGUCCUCGGUGACGUCGCCACGUCCCGUCUCAUGCCUCCCUACGAGGGUUACGAUCCUCAAAUGGAUCCCAGCAUCGCAAAUGUCUUUGCCGCCGCUGCGUUUCGUUUUGCCCACGUCACGGUGCAGCCGGUGGUGAGCAGGCUGGGACCAGGAUACACCACGAACUCCCAGCAUCCCCCGCUGCCUCUGCAUCACUCUCUGUUCGCCUCUUGGAGGGUCGUGCAGGAAGGUGGUAUCGACCCUGUGCUGCGAGGUCUGUUGUUAUCUCCAGCCAAGCUGCAGACUCCAGGUCAGAUGAUGGUGGAGGAGCUGACUGAGCGGCUGUUUCAGGCACAGGGAGGGAUGCCUCUGGAUCUCGGGGCCCUCAACCUCCAGAGGGGCCGAGACCACGGCUUGCCUGGAUACGGCUCGUGGCGAAGCUUCUGCGGCCUCUCUGUUCCCAACUCUACAUCAGAGUUGGCUGAAAUCCUGGGCAACUUCACUUUGGCUCACAAGUUCCAGCUCCUGUACGGGACGCCCCACAACAUCGACGUGUGGGUGGGGGCCAUCUCCGAGCCCGCUUUGCCCGGAGGCCGAGUCGGUCCGCUCCUGGCCUGCCUGCUGGCCAAACAGUUCAGAGCCCUGAGGGAUGGAGACAGGUUUUGGUGGGAGAGGGAGGGAGUGUUCACCGGCACGCAGAGGAGACACCUCCACGGCGUGUCCCUGUCCCGGAUCAUUUGCGAUAACAGCCACAUCAACCUCGUCCCCGCCAACCCGUUCUCACGGACCGAGAGCCCUGGGGACAUGCUGACCUGUUCCCACCCGCUCAUCCCCCACCUCGACCUCGGACCCUGGAAGGAACCAGACACGGAUCCCAGCUGUGGUCCAAUACCCAGGAUCCAAUCUGGGUACUCCCUGCUCUGUGACUCUGUGAUUCUGUAUCAGUGUCACUCUGGCUUCAAGCUACUGGGGUCGUCAUCUGUCAGCUGUGAUCCAGUCAGCCACCGGUGGAGCCCCGCGCCCCCAACAUGUCAAGAUAUCAAUGAAUGUGAAGAGCAGAUUUCUCCUUGUCCACAAAACUUGGAGUGUUUCAACAAACCAGGCUCCUUUAUUUGCUCAGAGCCCUCCUCGCUGUUGGCCAUCUCCAUUGUCACUACGGUAAUAGUAGUUAUCGGUGGUGUGGCCGCGCUGGUGAUGAUCAUGAUCUGUUAUCAAAGAUAUUUCCCCAAGAAAGAAGAGUUGGUCACCGCAGCAUGUUGCCAAGGGCAAACUUAGUCGAACAUUCCAGAGCUUUUGGUCAGUUUUUAUUCUCUAUGUUAAACUUAUCUUGAUGUACUCAAUAUAUUUUAAAACCUAAAAAUAAUUAUUUGUGGAUUUCUGAAUCAUCUUUAUGUUUUUAAGUGACUACAGCAUCAGGAUAUUUUGUAUUGUUAAUUUAUAAUCACACUUACGGCUGAACAAAUCAAUAUUUUACAUGAGUAUCCCGGUUGUUGACCUCUGUAGAUAUGGAGACGGGGUUUUUUUUCCUUGUGACAACAUGAUGCUAACGUUUUUCCUCUGACUACACUCUGUGUCACUCCGACCUGAAAGACAGUAGUGCUCAUUCAUUCAUACAAGUAGAACUAUUUAGUGAUUUCUAUUAUAAUCCGUACGAUGAGGUCACGAAAACAGAAUAACAAGCUUACAAAAGUCUUUUCAAUCCGGAAACUGAAAUCUUUCUGGAAUGUCUGCGCCAAAAUAAAACUGAUUUCCAGACCCUAAAGCCCCUCUGAGCGGGACACGGUCUCAGGAUUUCCUCAGUAUCCAUGAGCCUGAUUCAGAAAAACCUGUUAGGCAACUGUGGGUGUGUAUUAGAGACUUUGACCUUAAUUUCAAAACCAAACCUGUCCUGAGAAAAACACUUCUCCGUGUCAUCCAAUUGUAUGAUGAGUCAUCACUCCCAAACACUCAGGCUGUGCUGAAAUCAGGACUAUAUACACAGGACCUGUAAAUCACAUGGUACAAAGGUGAUAGGCUACAAUGCCUUGUUUUUAUUUUUUCACACUGGAAGACACAGUUAAUGGCCAGGAUAAGAACCUUAAAGCCCUGACGAUGCGAAGAAACAGUUAUUGCACUUUCAGACACGACAUUCUUCAUUUUUUACCUUCAUAAGACUGUUUUCUGUAAAAACUGAUCAUUGCUAGUACUAAAUCUUUACUACGAGGUACAGCCAAUAUUCAACAUAUGCAUAAUAUGGCUAUGUGCUGUACUCAUGCAAGGUCAUUUAUGGCUUAUACUGAAUGUACAUACUGUUCAUUGCGGAUGUGCAAGACUAGCUUUGCAUAUUGUGAUAAUAAGUAUUAAAGCUUGUUUAUUUCCUGUAUACAUUGUAAAGCUGUCAUUAUUUUGAAUGUGGAGGUUUUACAAUUCAUCAACAAUAUGUCUGAUUCUCUUACGAUCGGGCUAAUGCCAAACUGUUUUUCUACUCUAUUUUGUGUUUUUAUACAAGGCCUCUGGAACAGGUAUUGCAAGAGUGCAUCAGCAACAUGCAGGCCAAGCUGAGACGAAACAUCUCGGCUGUUUGAUCAUUACAUUGAUGUAAAAAUAAAGCAUACAACCCAAAUCAUUGUUCUAUGGAAACUACAUGGACAUUGUCAAUGUCAUAUGUCUUACAUCCCACAUAAAGUCAUCUGAGCAUGUAACACUUGAGGUAAGAGACCAAGUAAACCCUCUCGGCUGCUUUCGUCAUGUGCUCAUCUUUCAAACAGACUAACGCCAGAAACCUGAUACAAAGAAUCUAUUGUGUUAACAU